This is a messenger RNA of Penicillium vulpinum, 3645 nucleotides long. RefSeq names its product putative phospholipase D (PLD) (gene pld2). The transcript is spliced from 5 exons. Bases 1 to 3645 code for a protein of 1214 amino acids. Gene Ontology annotation, molecular function: catalytic activity. Gene Ontology annotation, biological process: cell motility. NCBI's taxonomy places the organism in Eukaryota, Fungi, Ascomycota, Eurotiomycetes, Eurotiales, Aspergillaceae. The record is from RefSeq and is a predicted model, not a curated record.
AUGUCCAAGCAGGAUGAUCUGGCCUAUGGUGGUUACUAUCAGGGCGCGGAACGUGGGUCCGGAGAUGGAUCCCGCGGUCUAAGUGACACCUUCAAGAAGUUCCGCGACACCUAUAAGAGUCACGGAUCCUCACAUGGCCAGACUAACCAGACAUACAAUCCAAGUGGUUAUCAAGGCCAGGGUUACCCAACCCAGACCGAACCGCAAUACGGAUAUGAUCAGCAGAGCCAAAAUACAAGUGGGAAACCUCCAAAGGACGAUAAAUUGGCCGGUUUCUUGGGGAAACUUCAAGGUACUGUGACCGAGUUUGGUUCUGAAUUCGCUCAAAAGAUUGGUACCACCCUCGACCCACAAGCAUAUGCCGAGUAUGGUCCCAGCAAGCCCAACACAGAGCAUCGAUUUGGUAGCUUCGCUCCUCCCCGGGAACAUAACGAUGCCAAGUGGUAUGUGGAUGGGUGCAGCUAUUUCUGGGCUGUGUCACGAGCUCUGGAAAAUGCCCGAGAGUCGAUCUGGAUUCUGGACUGGUGGUUAUCCCCCGAACUUUAUUUGAGAAGGCCACCUGCAAAGAAUGAACAAUACCGAUUAGAUCGCAUGCUGCAAGCUGCAGCCCAGCGGGGCGUGCGCGUCAAUGUCAUUGUUUAUAAGGAGGUCACGCAGGCGCUCACUCUGUCUUCCUCUCACACAAAACAUGCCCUAGAAAAUUUGCACCCCAAUAUUGCUGUCUUCCGUCACCCUGACCACCUGCCUGACCGCCAAGAGCUGGGAGCUUCCAUUGCAUCGUCCUUCCAGAAUAUGUCACUCGACUCGGCAAGUUUGAGCAAGAUGUCAAAGGAUGCACUCAAGGGGCUCUACGGAAUGAACGAUGAUGUCAUUCUGUAUUGGGCUCAUCACGAGAAGCUUUGCUUGAUCGAUGGUCGGGUUGCGUUCAUGGGUGGUUUGGACAUGUGCUUCGGCCGCUGGGACACAAACCAACAUGAGCUCUCGGAUUUACAUCCUUCGGAUGUCAACCAAACCGUAUUCCCUGGCCAGGACUACAACAAUUCUCGCGUCCUUGAUUUCCAAGAUGUUGUUCACUGGGAGAAUAACCAGCUGGAUAGAAAGACCAUGUCUCGGAUGGGAUGGUCUGAUAUAUCUGUGAGUCUACACGGUGCAGCCGUGGAAGACUUGCGCCGUCACUUUGUGGAGCGAUGGAACUUCAUCUAUGAUUUGAAAUACAAGGUUCGCAGUGAUUCUAGAUACACGAGGCUGGCACUACAUGGAAGGCCCGUUUCCUCAACUAGCCAAACUGGUCAACAGCAGGCUGGUUCUGCACAACCCAACUUGUACCCCUCGGGACAGUCAAGUCCACAGGGUCAGCCACCUGCGCCAUCCUGGCAGACGAAGCCCAGUGGAGUCACAUCGCCUACCUACCCGCCGCCACCAGGUCAGACAUCCUCGAAUCCUCAUCAAGAGCCGCAGUCGCAGUCGCAGCCUCAGCAUCAACAAUCUGCUGGGGCAUAUCAACCUUAUGGCAGUGCUAGCACUUCCAAUUAUUCGCCACCGCCGGCUCAGACCUCAAACCAGCCCCAAUACCAACAGCAGAGCGCGCCUACGUCGCACCAACCUGGGAAUGCUUCAACCUAUCCCCCUCCGCCAAGUCAAAGCCCUCAAGGCUAUCAGCCUCACUCUACCCAAUCCCCGAGCCAUGACGCAAGUCAGUAUAGCUACACUGGGAGCUCAUUCCCUCCUCCCCCGCCUGGACCUCCUCCAGCACAGUCUCCUGCCAAUACCUCAUACCAGUCCUAUCAGCAGGGCCAGCAACAUGGCCAGCAACAGGAUCAGCAACAUGGCCAGCAACAGGGUCAGCAACAGGGCCAGCAACCAUAUUUCCCGCCCCCACCAGGCCAGGAAGCAUCACACUCCAACACCUCGUAUCAGCCCUAUCAGCAGGGUCAGCAACAGAGUCAGCAGCAGGGCCAGCAACCAUAUUUCGCACCCCCGCCAGGCCAGGAAGCAUCACACUCCAACACCCGUGGAAUGGAUGAUUAUCAAUAUGAAGGUGAUCGCGAACGAGGUUCUUUGGUGCCCCGUCGCUUCCAAGAGAACCUGACCCAAUACAGCAGCUCCCUUCGUGGUCAGCUGGCUGGACAAAUCCACCAAUACCAGGAUCGGCUGACCACAUAUGGUCGCCCUUCCUCCUCGCAAGGCCGAGGGAAUAUGUCAUGCCAGAUUGUACGCAGCUGUGCAAAAUGGAGCAAUGGAAGCCAGCUUGAGCAUUCAAUUGCGGACGCAUAUUGCGCGAUCAUCCGAAACAGUGAGCACUUCGUCUACAUCGAAAACCAGUUCUUUAUCACUGCGACCGGUGAUUCGCAGCGUCCAGUAAAAAACCAGAUUGGUGCCGCAAUCGUGGAGAGAAUUUUACGUGCUGCUCGUGCCGGUCAGAAAUAUAAGAUCAUUGUGGUCAUUCCGUCCGUUCCCUGCUUUGCCGGUGAUUUGCGAGAUGAUGAGACCCUGGGAACACGCGCGAUUAUGGAGUUCCAAUACAACUCCAUCAACCGCGGAGGUCACAGUAUCAUGGAGAUGAUUGCCAAAGAAGGAUUUAACCCCAUGGAGUAUAUCCGUUUCUACAACCUUCGCAAUUACGAUCGGAUCAACAACGGUAGUAUGAUGGCUGCAGCCGAACAGCAGAGUGGUGUAAACUACGAGGAUGCCCGCAGACAGUAUGAUUUGAACACUGCGGGCCCUGGUGGAUAUGCCCCGAGCACCGCUCGUACUGCUUUCGAUACUUCCGCGCCGUUCCAGAAGUACCAGCAGGGUGCACACCAGGUGCAGGGCAGCCAUGCUUCCUCGAACAAAUGGGACAGUGUGAGCCAGUGCUAUAUGCUCGGCGGAGAAGAUAUUCGCAAAGUACCGUGGGAUGGCCACCCUGAUGCUGAGAUUGAUGCGUUUGUGAGCGAAGAGCUUUACGUUCACUCAAAGGUGAUGAUCGCCGACGAUCGUAUAGUUGUUUGUGGAUCCGCAAACCUGAAUGACCGUUCUCAAUUGGGUGACCAUGACUCUGAGAUCGCAGUCAUUAUCGAAGACUUCACGCCUGUGGCAUCUAGCAUGAAUGGUAAGCCGUGGACCGCUAGUCGCUUUGCUUCAUCUCUCCGCCGCCAGUUGUUCCGGAAGCACCUGGGUCUUUUGCCAAUGCAAGACUAUCAACGACCGGAUGCGAACUUCGAGCCUGUUGGCGUUCCCAACCAAUUCGACUUUGACUGCCCUGAGAGCAAGGUCGUCGCUGAUCCGCUUUCCGACACUGCCCAGAGCCUUUGGAACUCACGGGCGCGUACAAACAGCGAGGUCUUCCGGAAGGUAUUCCACGCGGUUCCGGAUGACUCAGUCCGCAACUGGUCUGAGUACAAAGAGUUCUAUGAGUACUAUUUCCACAAGACCGGGAAGAGGGGCGAGGGUAUGGAAGGAGCUGCACGUCCGGCGCGAUUCCAAUGGGGCCACGUUGUGCGUGAUGACUUUGCGCCUGGUGCAGAGGGAGCGAAACAGGUCAAAGAGCUGCUCAGCCAAGUCAAGGGUACUCUGGUUGAAAUGCCUUUGAUGUUCUUGAUCGAGGAAGAUAUCGCCAAGCAAGGAUUGACUCUGAAUGACUUGACCGAGCCACUCUAUACCUAA